GUGUGUUUUGACUGUGGAGCCAAAAACCCUAGCUGGGCAAGCAUAACAUAUGGUGUUUUUCUUUGUAUUGAUUGCUCAGGGACCCAUCGAUCACUUGGUGUUCACUUGAGUUUCAUUCGAUCUACAGAAUUAGAUUCCAACUGGUCUUGGUUUCAGUUGAGAUGUAUGCAAGUAGGAGGAAAUGCAAAUGCUUCUGCAUUUUUCCAACAACAUGGAUGCAUAACAAAUGACACCAAUGCCAAGUAUAAUAGUCGUGGUGCACAACUUUACAGGGAAAAGAUUAAAUAUCUUGCAACACAAGCAACAAGAAAACAUGGUACUGAUUUGUGGCUAGAUGGCUGUGGAAUUCUGCCUGGAUCACCCCAACACAAAGAGGAGGAUUUUUUUGCAUCCCAUGCUUCUCUGAAGGUGAGUGGCACAGAAUGGGCAUCAUCACAACCAGAGGCAGUUUUUCAAAAGGAGAGUUCUUCAGAAAUCAUUCCAGAAUCUAAUGAAGGUGGACCAGACCAUGGACCAAGUGUUGAUUGCCUUAGUGUCUCACCAAAAGCUGCAUUAGAGGGCAUCUCUAUUAUGAAAAAGAAACCAAAUCAAGCUAAAAAGGGGCUUGGUGCCAAAAAAGGUGGCUUGGGAGCCCAGAAAGUGAGCAGCAAGAAUUUUAAUGAGAUUGAAAAGCAAGCACAAGCUGUAGAUAAAAUGAAGGAACAGGAAGAUCUUCAUGAUAGUAAGAGAACUGAAAGGGAAGAACCAUUUGUAUCAUCUUUACGAUUGGCCUACAAGGAUCUUGAAAUUCAAAUGAAAGAAGAAAAGUUAAAUGUAUCUAGUAAAAAGAAAACUGAGGUAGAAAGACUUGGCAUGGGAUUUGGAAGCAACAGAAGUGGCAUUUCCCAUUCAGUAAUUUCAGACAUGCAAACAAUAGAACAAGAAACACCUACAACCGCAAAACCAAGAAAAAAGUACAAUGAUGAAGAUGAUUCAUAUUUUUCUUCCCCUAGUUCAAGGUACUUUGAUUCUGCAGAGUUGAGGAGCAGCACUUUUUCUAAAUGGGAUGACACUUCAAAUUCCUUUUGGAAGAAGGACAGUAGUAACAGAGAUGCUGACACAAUUCUAACGUCAAAAAUUGCCGACUAUGCUGACAGGCCUACAUCUCGUCGUAAACCUGAAUAUGAACCACCUUUAGGCACAGAUGAGGCACAAAAAAAAUUUGGCAAUGUCAAAGCUAUUUCAUCAGAUAUGUAUUUUGGAAAGCAAGAUUAUGCUGAUUAUGAAGCUAGGGCUCGUCUAGAGAGACUUUCUGCAAGUUCCUCCAUAAGUUCAGCCGACUUGUUUGAAGAGCAAAAGAAGCAACCUUCAGGAAACUACAGUAUUGCAAAUGUCUUGCCUUCAGCUCCUGAUAUGGCUCAGUUUAAACAAGGAGUGAAAUCAGUGGCUGGAAAACUUUCUGUUCUUGCUAAUGGAGUCAUGACGUCUAUACAGGAUCGAUAUAAUUCUUAACCAGAUGCAUAUCAACGUUAUUAAGUAUACUAAAGAAGAAUUUCUCUUCAGCUAUGCCAGGGAUCACAUUGCUGAUUGAAAUGAAAGCAGCUUUAAGGCUGUAACAUAUUUUGCAAGUUGUUCUGUCAUUUUUGUUUACCAUGUUACUUUCUGUUUCUUGGAAUUUUUUAACUGUCACUUUAUUUUUAUGUAGCAAAAACCUUAUAGUAACUUGUUACAUCACUCAUGCUUUUGUUCCUUUAUAGUGUUAUAUCUUCCAGUGUCCUUAGUGUUAUAUACAUGACAUCUCUUCCUCUCUCUCGCUCUCUUCUCUCCCCCCCCCCCCCCAAAUUGACUGUGGGGCAGGGAAGAAAAAGGUGGAUAGAUGAACUCUUACAUGGAAAGAUGAGACUUCAUAAGAUGAAUCUCUGCAUCUGUAGUCAUAAACCUCAGGUGCCACAUGUAUACACAGUUUGGCUGCUUACAUGUUUUGUCUUGUAGAAAUGAAAUCUUUUAAAAAAUCAUACAUUGAGAUAUUUACUGUAUUAUAGCAAAAUAAGGACUUGAUUUGGACCUUUGUUUGUCAGGAAAUAGAAGCUCUUGAAAUUUGUUGCUCAGCAUUAAAAUAAAAGAACAUUAUUUCUUCUAGAAAAUAUUUUGUUUAGGGUGGAAUACGAGAAAUAUAAAUUCUCAGAAUACAUAAGGUAAUAGAUUUAAUUUUGUCAUGCGAUCUAUCUAUUUAUUCAUAACUUUGAGAAUAUUAAAAAUGCAAUAUAGUCUUAAGUGCUUUUAAACAAUCAGUAUCAUGUACAAAAUGAACAGAAUUCAAGUAUACAUAAUUAUAGAGACAAAUAGAGUAGCAUAAUUGAAUAUUUAGCAUUAAGUAUUUGAAUGAUCUUAAGUUUUUUGAUAAAUUACAAAAUAGAUGAAUAAGAAAAUAUAGUGGGCUGUGUUUUAGACAGCCUGGAAUUUGCUGUUGACAAACUUAUUGCAAAUUUUAUGGAUCUAAAAAAACUCCCCAAAUGAGUUUCCAACUCACUCUGGUCUAUAGUUUUAUUUCUUAAACAACUCUCAAAUUUGUAAACUUCUAAAACCUAAUAAAAACCAAUUGAAAUCAA
This is a messenger RNA of Pelodiscus sinensis (Chinese soft-shelled turtle), 2588 nucleotides long. The record is from RefSeq and is a predicted model, not a curated record. Lineage: Eukaryota; Metazoa; Chordata; Testudines; Trionychidae.